Messenger RNA from Erinaceus europaeus (western European hedgehog), 2821 nucleotides. RefSeq names its product zinc finger protein 326 (gene ZNF326). Bases 164 to 1906 code for a protein of 580 amino acids. The transcript is spliced from 12 exons. Lineage: Eukaryota; Metazoa; Chordata; Mammalia; Eulipotyphla; Erinaceidae. Gene Ontology annotation, molecular function: DNA binding. The record is from RefSeq and is a predicted model, not a curated record. Gene Ontology annotation, biological process: regulation of DNA-templated transcription elongation. Gene Ontology annotation, cellular component: nucleus; DBIRD complex.
CCGGCCCCGCCCCUCAGCUUCCCUGUGGCCUGCGGCUCCCGGGCCGGUAGCGCUGCUUGUGGGUCGCGCGGACAGAUCCUGUGGAAAUCGCGGGUCUCAGGCGCUCUCCGCCGGUCACUGCUCAGCUCCGCGCCGCCGACGCCGUCAGUCCCGUGCGUUCACUAUGGACUUCGAGGACGAUUAUACACACUCUGCUUGCAGGAAUGUUUAUCAGGGAUUUAAUGGGAUGGAUCGUGAUUAUGGCCCUGGAUCUUAUGGAGGGAUGGAUCGUGACUAUGGCCAUGGAUCCUAUGGGGGUCAAAGAUCCAUGGAUUCCUACCUAAACCAGUCAUAUGGCAUGGACAAUCACAGUGGUGGUGGUGGGGGUAGCAGGUUUGGACCUUAUGAGUCUUACGACUCCAGGUCUUCUCUGGGUGGGCGAGAUCUGUACAGAUCUGGCUAUGGUUUUAAUGAACCCGAACAAAGCCGCUUCGGAGGUAGUUAUGGUGGUCGAUUUGAGAGCUCCUACCGGAAUAGCCUUGACUCUUUCGGAGGUAGAAACCAGGGCGGGUCUAGCUGGGAAGCACCUUACUCCCGUUCAAAAUUGAGGCCUGGGUUUAUGGAGGACAGAGGAAGAGAGAAUUACUCUUCCUACAGCAGUUUUUCUUCACCCCAUAUGAAGCCUGCACCUGUAGGCUCUCGGGGGAGAGGAACGCCUGCUUAUCCUGAAAGUACGUUUGGAAGCAGAAACUAUGAUGCUUUUGGAGGACCAUCAACAGGCAGAGGCCGAGGCCGAGGACAUAUGAGUGAUUUUGGAAGCAUUCAUAGACCUGGCAUUGUUGUUGACUAUCAAAACAAACCCACCAAUGUGACAGUUACUGCUGCAAGAGGAAUAAAGAGAAAAAUGAUACAACCAUUUAAUAAACCCAGUGGAACCUUUAUUAAGAAACCCAAGCUAGCCAAACCUGUGGAGAAGAUAAAUCCCAGCAAAUCACCCACAAAAACUGAUCCUAAAAAGGAAGAAGAAGAAAAACGACGAAUUGAGGCCCGUCGAGAGAAACAAAGACGCAGAAGAGAAAAAAACAGUGAGAAAUAUGGCGAUGGAUACAGAAUGGCAUUCACAUGCUCAUUUUGUAAAUUUCGAACAUUUGAAGAAAAAGAUAUCGAACUACAUCUAGAAAGUCCCUCCCACCAGGAAACAUUAGAUCAUAUUCAGAAACAAACCAAAUUUGACAAAGUGGUUAUGGAGUUUCUGCAUGAGUGUAUGGUAAAUAAAUUCAAGAAGACAUCUCUUCGUAAGCAACAGACAAAUAAUCAAGCAGAAAUAGUAAAAAUAAUAGAAAAAGAUGUUAUGGAAGGUAUUACUGCAGAUGACCACAUGAUGAAAGUAGAGACUGUUCACUGCAGUGCUUGCAGUGUCUAUAUUCCUGCUUUACAUAGUUCAGUGCAGCAACACUUAAAAUCUCCUGAUCAUAUCAAAGGGAAGCAGGCUUAUAAGGAACAAAUAAAAAGAGAGAGUGUCUUGACUGCUACAAGCAUUUUAAAUAAUCCAAUAGUGAAGGCUCGGUAUGAACGCUUUAUUAAGGGUGAAAAUCCUUUUGAAAUUCAGGACCACUCUCAAGAUCAGCAAAUUGAAGGAGAUGAAGAAGAAAAGAUUGGUGAACCUAUUGAAGAGGAGGAGGAGGAGGAAGAAGAAGAGGAGGAGGCGGGGGAAACAGAAGAAGUGGAUGAAGUAGAGGGAGCAGAAGCAGGACAAGGUGCAGGACUAGAGGAAGUAGGAGUCAUAGGAGAGGAUCACAUAGAGAGUGUGGGGGAACAUGAGGCCUCAGGAGAAGGAGAUCAAGGAGUAGAGGAAGUAGGGGAAGUAGAGGGAGAAUCAAAGGAAGAUUCUGUCAACUUACCUAUUGACCAGCCCCAAGAGAAUUAAAUAUAAGAGAUUAAUUAGUCAGAUUUGAAAGGAGCUUUAAAAUUCUGUUUUAAUGUGGAAAAGGGUAAGAAUUUUAAUAAUUUAAAAUAUGAGAACUAAAACCAUGUUGCAUGCAUUUCACACAUUAAAACUUGUUUUAUAUAAUUUCUAAAUGUUUGGCAUUUGUUUAAUAAAAAAGUAAGACUUUUAGUUUUUAUAGCUACAAAACUUAGGUUCAGUAAAUUGUAUAAUUUCUAAGUUUAAUUUUUAUUAUUUUAUUGGUGUUAAGAAUAACAAAUGUGUAAUGUUAGUGUUAUCUAUUCUAAUCAUUUGACUUGAACUUAAAUGCUGCUUUUGGACGUAUAUAUUCAAAUGUGCAUUAAUGUUUUGAAUACUUACCCUAGAAUAGGUAAAUUGGGCAAGUAUUUUGUGCUCUGUGUAUUUUUUUACUGCAUUAGACAUUGAAUAGUUAUUUGCAUUAAGAUACACUUAAAUGCUUUUUUGUGACCAUGUUUCCCUUUGUAGCAAUAAAGUGUUUUUUACAAAACAGUUUCUCCUUGGACUAGCAAUUUUAAAUCAGAAUUCUUCAAUUAAAUUAGUAUUUAAAAUUAGGAUUUGCCUUAAUGUAUGAGUUUAGCUCAGAAGUAUUUCAAGGUGAUUGAGAUGACUUGAAUUAAAUAAAAAUAAUUAUCUCAGUCAUCAUGUUAAAAAGUAUAGCUGAAAUAUUUUUAACAUAUUUAAAAUGAAAGUCAAUACCUGAUUUGUUUAUACUUGUUUUAAUUCAUUUCUUUGUGCCUAUGUCAGAUCUUGAAAAUUUUUAAAUAUAUUUGAAUACAAAUAAUUUUCCAUAGUUGUGAUCUUUUGUUAUAUCCACUUCUGGUAUGUACUAAGAAACAAACUAUUAUUUCUAAAAAUAAAACACUUAUUUUUCUUUUA